AUGCGACAAUUAAAUAAAUUUACAUUUAACAUUUGCUCAACUGUUAGUCUUCAUAAUCAAAUUAAUUUACUGUCGAAUGAAGAUAUUAAAUAUAUAUUCAAUGAGUUUCAAAAAAAUAAACAAAUUAUUUCUUGUGUUGAUUAUUUUUCUGAGAUUGAACGAGAUGAAUGUUAUAUUUAUUCUUGUCCAUAUGAACCGAAAGAGUAUCACAAAAUAACAAAUAAUUUUCCAGGUGGAAUAUUUAAAUAUGUUCGUGAAAUAUCGUUAUUUGAUGAACAACCUUUUGAACAUAAAUUUCUUUUUCAAAUCUCUCAAUCAUUUCCAUUUAUGAAAAAAUUAACUUUAAUUAAUGAAAAACCAUCUAGAAAAUUACAUGAUAACAAUGAACAUUUAUCCAUCAUUGAGUAUCCACAUCUAUCUCAACUUGAUCUUAGUGAAGCUCAGGAUGACUAUAUCGAACAAUUUCUUGUUGAUACGAAAACCUGUUUAUCAAAUAGUUUCUAUAUUUGCUGUCAAUUAUCAAGUACUGAAAAGAGUGACACAACAUUAUACAGGAAAUACAACACGAAUAAACUGUUCAAAGGUACGUUCGUUAUGUUUAAUUGGUAA
Rotaria sp. Silwood1 is the source of this 609-nucleotide messenger RNA. NCBI's taxonomy places the organism in Eukaryota, Metazoa, Rotifera, Eurotatoria, Philodinida, Philodinidae. The record is from the annotation of a GenBank genome assembly.